AUGACACUUGCUUAUUCAUUUGUUUGUUCUAUAUAUGUUGUAGGCCUGCUGGCUUCUGUUGUUCUGUGGUUGAAGAAGGCAUCCUGCUACUGUACUGCUUUCUGCAUGGUGCUGUGCAUGCCUGGUUUUGGCUGCUGCUGUCGUUCUGCUGAGCUUGUUGAUGUUGGGACAACUUGUUGUGUUGCUGGUCUCUACUGUUGCUGUUCAUCUGCUAAUGUUGGUCGCUUGCCUCUCAAAGAUUGUAGUCGUUGUAGAGAAUUGUUAAGAUCUUGGAAAACCUAUUUGGCGCCUAAAAGAUCGACUAUUGAAGCAAUCCAUCUUCAAUUUAUCCCCGGCAUUAAUACUAGAAUAGCAUCAGCCUCGGAGGUAGUACCACUAGCUAUUCAAGUCACUGUUUUUGGAUGCGGUGGUGUGGCCGUCGGAUCGCAAUAUCUUCACAAAACCUUUGAUGGGGCUUCUUGGGGAAAUUUUCUCAACACCUGGGCUGCUGUUGCUAAUCAUCAGGUAGAUCAAAAGAUUGUUAAGCCGGAUUUUGCCACCGCAAUCUCUCUCUUUCCUCCGUGUACCUGGGCUUCUAAGAGGAGUUCGAAGAUCUUAACGACUCGAGCAUUAGAUAGAGGUAAUCACGAGGACGAGGAUGAUGAAACUUGUGUUUUGAAAGCUUUAGUUUUUACUCCCGAAGCCAUUGCUAAGUUGCAGGCUAUGGCAAAGAGUGAGCUUGUAUAUAAUCCAACUCGAAUCGAAGCGCUUUCGGCCUUUAUUUGGAAGCAUGCCAUGGCUGCUGCUGCUGCCGUCACCGCCGCCGCCUGCAAAUCCAAGGUUAAUGUGAUCGGUCCUUCGGUGUUGAUUCAUUCGGUGAACAUACGUCCCCGAACCAAUCCACCAAUACCAUCAACGGCAAUUGGAAAUUUGAUAAUUCAUGCAUAUGCAUCCUACAAAGAGGAGAAUCAGCCUAUAUCAGCUGUGGAUCUAAAGGAUCUGGUUGCUGAAACUCGAAAGGGAUUAUCAGAAGCAAAGGAUCCCGAGUUCUUAAGCAAGUUUAAAGGCGAGAAAGGGGCCAAAGCCAUGCGCCAGCACAAGCAGAAGGUAGUAGAUAUUAGCAAAGAUAAAAAUAUAAACACAUACAAGUUCACUAGCUGGAGUAAACUCGAUGUGUUACCAAACUUUGGAUUUAUAGGGAUGCCUGUUUGGAUUGGAUUUACUGGUGGUAAAUUAAGCUCAUUGUUUAAAAAUCUCAUUACAAUGAUCGAGAUUCCUGAUUGUGGUGGGAUUGAAAUUUGGUUGAUAAUAGACAAGCAAGAGAUGUCCGUCUUACAAACUAGUGCGGAAUUCCUUGUAUUUGCUUCCUUGAUUUCUUGACCUUAUUUCAAAAUUGAGGCUCCCAACUUUUUCGCUUUAUGUAUUUGGGGGUAUUAAGUGCUUAUAAUUUGAAUAAAAAUACUUUCAGUUAUAACAUAAAUUACUUACCAUUUGCCUGGUUUUUUUUUUUUUUUUUUUUUUUUUUUU
Messenger RNA from Chenopodium quinoa (quinoa), 1506 nucleotides. Its product is annotated as vinorine synthase-like. Bases 1 to 1359 code for a protein of 452 amino acids. The transcript is spliced from 7 exons. NCBI's taxonomy places the organism in Eukaryota, Viridiplantae, Streptophyta, Magnoliopsida, Caryophyllales, Amaranthaceae. The record is from RefSeq and is a predicted model, not a curated record.